Molecule: messenger RNA, 3147 nt
Organism: Drosophila takahashii
Lineage: Eukaryota; Metazoa; Arthropoda; Insecta; Diptera; Drosophilidae
Biological process (GO): signal transduction
Source: RefSeq, a predicted model, not a curated record
CUCUCCCACACACACUCACUCUCUCUCUGUCUCUGUCCGUCUGUCUCUCUCCGUCUCUGUCCGUCUCUCCUUCUCCUUCACACCCACAAUUUUUGAAGCGCUCCAGAGGAAAAGUGUGAAAAGUUGUCUUAUGUAUACAACUCCCUGAACCCGGUAAAAUGUUUCUGGCUGUCAACCAGAGUCUGCAGAACACCAGCAAGAAGAAGCGCAAGCGGCGGACGGCGGAGGAUGAUCCGCAGGAGGAGGACCAGGCCACCACCACCGCCGCCGGAGUUCCCAGUAACCUGGAGUCCAGUGCAUCGAGUGACCAGUUGGUCUUGGGAGCCGCCGGUGGCUCCACCUGUCGGCUGUGCAAGUGCCCCGGACGGCAGUCCCUGGCCUUGGUCUACAUCUACUUGGGCGCCCUCACCCUCAUCCUGGCCAGCCUGUCGCUGGUCUUCUACACGCACACCCAGGAUGCCUCCGGAAUGCCUCCUGAUCUUCCCCUGGACUCGCGAGCCUUUCGCGUGCAAUUCCAGGCGGAACUACUGCGUUCGGAGGAUGAGCUGCGGGCCAUGGUCAGCAGGAUACUCGCCGAGGAGGAGCAGCAGCAACUGGGUGGAGGUACCACCACCAGAGCCAGCACAGCGAGCAGCAGGACCAGCGAUCCUCUGAAGAACGAGCGCAAGUUCACGGACAACCUGAUAAGCCACACGCCGCCGCCCAACGGAAAGAGGAUGCGCCGGGACAUUGCCUCCUCCGCUCCCGCCUCCAUGCAUGCUGAUCCCCUGAUCGAGUUCUUCAAUCCGAACCACCGCAAAGUGCUCGACGAGCAGGACUCGGAGAUCCGCAAGCGGACGGGCCAAAAGGGCGCCGCUCCCGGCGGCGAUGAGUGGAUCUACCUGAACACCUACUGCCGGGUGCCGGAGAAGAUAAUCACGGGCUUCUGCAAGGGCACCCAGGACUACUGUCCGCCGGCGCCGCAGGGACCCACGGGCGAGGUGGGUCCGAAGGGGCCCACCGGCAAUCCCGGCCUGCCUGGCAUUCCGGGUCCCAAGGGCAAUCGCGGCGAUGUCGGACUGCCCGGCGCCCCCGGCGUCGAUGGUGUGGGUCAUUCGGGUCCGGCGGGUCCGCGGGGACCCAAGGGAGAUGCGGGCGCCACAGGAAGGGCAGGUUUGGAUGGAAGGGAUGGAGUACCGGGUGAACCGGGGCUGGAUGGCGUACCAGGGCGGGCUGGUGCUGAUGGCAAGAAUGGGCUGUCCGGUCGCGAUGGCAAGGAUGGGCUGCAUGGCAAGGACGGCAAGGAUGGUCUGUCCAUCACGGGACCCAAGGGAGCCCAGGGACCGCCCGGCGAACGGGGUCUGAAGGGCAUUGCCGGUCCCCGCGGUCGUCCCGGCAAGCCGGGCACCAACGGCACACCCGGAGUGCCCGGCAUCAAUGCCUGGAAGAUGCAGUUCCCCAAUGGCAGCUCCUCCAACGAUCUGCUCAUACCGCCCUCUAUAACAGAUCUACAACUUCCGGACUUCCAACGCUCGGUGAUUGUGGAGGAGGGCAGAUCGCUGAACUUGAGCUGCUCGGCCACGGGAACUCCUACGCCGCAGGUGGAAUGGCGUCGGGAGGAUGGUCGCACCAUUAAUGUCAACGGCGUAGAGAUGGCCUCCGUCAGCGGACAGUUCCUGAAGUUCACCAAUAUCACACGACACCAGAUGGCCGCCUACACUUGUUAUGCCAACAAUGGCAUCGCUCCAGUGGCCAAUGCCACCUAUCUCGUGGAAGUGCAGUUUGCACCCAUGAUUUCGGUGUUCCGUCAAACGAUUUACGCCGAGUACCAGAGUAGCGCCACUUUGGAGUGCAUAGUGGAGGCCUUUCCCGAACCCAUCAGAUAUUGGGAGCGAGCCUACGACGGCAAGAUCCUCGAUCCCAGCGAGAAGUACGGCAUUGAAUCGUUUCCCGAGGGCUUCAAGACCACCAUGCGCUUGAUCAUCAGUAAUCUGAGGAAGGAUGAUUUUGGCUACUAUCACUGUGUGGCCAGGAAUGAAUUGAAUGCCACCAUGGUUAACUUUGAAGUAGCACCUCAAGAUCCGAACAGUGAGACCCCUUACGUGGGCAGUGGCAUGAAGGUCUACGGCCAAAGACCCCCAGAAAGCGAGUGUCCCGUUUGCGACCAGUGUCCAGAUCCCAGCUUGUACCAGUGCAAGGACCAAAUACUGAAUAGCUUUGAGAUCCAACCCACGGGCAAUCUGAGUUAUCCCGGUCUACCCAAGCGACCGAAAACCUGCUAUCUGUAUGCCGUGGGCAAGCCCGUUUUCCACAAGGUGGUCAACGAAAAGUUCGGCUCCUGGCUGAGGGAUCCUUCGCCGGAUAGCGAUAAGGAGAAGACCUUCGUGACGAACGAGAACGAUCCGUACAAUUUGUUUGAGUUCACCACCCGCAUUCAGUACCGAAUGAACAGCAUUCCCCGGCGGAAAUACGAAAUUCAAGAGGGCUUUCAUGGCAAUGCUCAUGUGGUCUUCAACGGUUCGUUCUACUAUCAACAAAGGAACUCGGAUCUGGUGGUCAAGCUGGACUUGAUCAGUCUCAAGAAGAUAACCACACAAUUGCCAUUUGCCGGAGUGGCAGCUGCAAAUAGGCUGUAUGCCACCGACUUCAACUACAUGGACUUCAAUGUGGACGAAGUGGGUCUUUGGGUGAUCUACAGCACCUACAACUCGAACAACACGCUGGUGGCCAAGUUGGAUGCGGAGACUUUGAAGAUGCAGUACAACUUCAAUAUCACCCUGGACCACCAUCAAUUCGGCGAGAUGUUCAUCGUGUGCGGCAAUCUGUAUGCCAUCGAUUCGGGCACGGAUAAGAAUACCCAGAUUCGCUAUGUGGUCGAUCUGUACAAUGGCAAGCUGCUCAACACGAAUCUGCCCUUCUCGAAUCCCUUUAGCCACACCACAACCGUUGGCUACAAUCCCCUUACAGUGGAACUCUACUCCUGGGACAAGGGCAAUGCACUCACAUAUCCCAUACGCUACAACGAACAGCGUCUCAUCGCCGACAAUAGUUAGGAGAAGAUGAAGAACUUUAAGAUCUUAAAGAUCCUAACGAGAUCCUAACGGCUCAAAUCUAAAUAGUCUAAGGCACAAUAAAUAAAUGUAAAGUGUUUUUUUUUCCAAAAGCAAA